Molecule: messenger RNA, 2978 nt
Organism: Carassius carassius (crucian carp)
Lineage: Eukaryota; Metazoa; Chordata; Actinopteri; Cypriniformes; Cyprinidae
Product: complement C1q-like protein 2
Exons: 2
Coding region: 311-1060 (249 amino acids)
Molecular function (GO): protein binding
Source: RefSeq, a predicted model, not a curated record
CGCGCAACAUUCACCGCUCCGCCUCGCGCUCCGGCGCGCGUGCCAAAGCCAAUAGUUUCUCUGACAAAUCUAGCACAGACAGUGCUAUUCUGCCAGAGGUCACGAGAAGGAGGUACGGCACAUUUCUGUGUUGGUGGGGAGCGUGUGUAUUUGUAUAUACAUUUAAAGGAAAGAGAGUUUUUUUUUCUCCCUUGCCAUACUUUCCAGUUCGCUUGUCACCAUUUCCACCAAAAACGAGCCGGACUUUUCAGCGCGAGCUUCCCGGGUGCUCCAAAGCAAGCGAAUAAUUGGGGCGGUCGUGGGCAUCGUCAUGAUCGUGGCGCUGGUCAUCGCAAUUCCGCUUCUGGUCCGGACCUCAGUGGUUUCAGCGCACUACGAAAUGAUGGGCACUUGCCGGAUGAUCUGUGAUCCGUACAACCCCAAACCGAGCGCCACGGCGCUGGAGGUGAUGCAGGAUCUCAGUGUCAUCCAACCAUCUUUCGCACAAGGGACUAGAGGUGAACCGGGCCGUCCGGGCAAACCUGGACCCAGGGGUCCACCUGGCGAACCGGGUCCACCUGGGCCAAGGGGUCCGCCUGGAGACUCCGGCAAACCUGGAUUUACCGGUAUCACGUCGGGAACGGCGAGGACCGAGACAGGAGACAUUGGUCCAGCGUUGGGGAACAUCAAGAUCGCGUUUUAUGUGGGUCUCAAGAACCCUCACGAAGGCUACGAGGUGCUUCGGUUUGAUGAUGUUGUGACAAAUGUGGGAAAUCACUAUGAUCCCACUACUGGCAAGUUUACGUGCCAGGUGUCGGGGAUUUACUACUUCACCUACCAUGUGCUGAUGCGCGGAGGGGACGGGACGAGCAUGUGGGCAGACCUCUGUAAAAACGGACAGGUUCGGGCGAGCGCCAUCGCGCAAGACGCCGAUCAGAACUACGACUACGCGAGCAACAGCGCCGUGCUGCACCUGGACUCCGGAGACGAAAUUUAUGUCAAACUCGACGGCGGAAAGGCGCACGGAGGAAACAACAACAAAUACAGUACAUUUUCUGGUUUCAUUCUGUAUCCAGACUGAACUGCCACCUGCCUCGUCUCGAGCUGAGUGUUAAUGAAUCUCCUCUCUCCGAGCGGCACACUCUCUCGGCACUCCAUUGUCAUUCCUGUCUGUAGUGUCGUUUGGGAAUAUAAGGGUCAUCUGAACUCAGAACCAGUGUGAGAAUAUGUUGUCUGAAUUUGUCCCUUUCUGUUUAAUGAUGUCUUGUGUUUGGCUGUUAUACCCAAUUAAAGAAUGCGUUAAUUACGCACAGGAUGGUGAUGAGGAUACAACACUUAUCGAUAGAUUAUUAGCAUAUCUGUCCUCUGAGUGAUUUUUGCUCAAAUGAAAUUCAUUUCCUGCAUUUAUGAGCCCCUAGUGGCCCCUAAUGUAAUACAGUUUCUGCUGUUAGCCUAAAUUGGCUUCGUGUAGAUCUGGACAAGCAAUUUGGUCUAGAUCUCGACAAGCACAGUUAAACAUUUGAGCUCCUUGGAAUACUGUAGUUCACUAAAAAUGAACAUUCUCUCAUCAUUUGCAACUCAUGUUGUUCCAAACCUGUAUGACUUUCUUUCUUCUGUGUAAUCCAAAAAGAGAUAUUCUGUAAAAUGUCCCAGCGUUUUCUCUUUCCAAAACAAUGAAAGUCAACGGGGUCCAAAAAUUGACCCACAGCAUUCUUCAGAAUAUCUUCGCUUGUGAUCGACAAUAGAAAGAAGUAAUCAGGUUUGGAAUUGCCUGCAGGCGAGUCAAUGAAGCCAUCUUUUUAUACAUAUUUGGCUGAAUUAUCCCUUUAAACACCCAAUUUAAGCUCAACUACAAAUGUUUUUGUUUUAAUCCUAUGGCUGAGCAAUAAAGCAUUACAGUGGAUUUUCAGUUUGCAUUUAAAUUACAAGCCUGUGUGUGCGAGUGUGCAUUUUAAUGAGCUCUGGGACUUGACGUUUGACCUCACACAGGUUCUCCUGAGACCUUCAGUGAUUACACACCUAAUACAAUAAGCAUGCCAAACAUCACAACCGCAAAAGAGAGAGGGAGAGAAUUCUCAAAGAGAAAAUUAUGUCUAGUGCGAUCAACCAAAUUAACUUAUGUGUAUUAAAAUGGUCAAAUUUCCAACAACUCACACUAUUCAGAAAAACAAAGUUUAUACGGUGUGCUUUUUGAUUGGUAAUUGGUGGCUGUACAUUCAGAUGUUUUUACAUUCUGAUUAAAAUAGAUAGAAGGUUAAUAAACAUCCUCAAACAACAACAAAGUGUCUGUUAAUCUAUCCAAUGCUUGGUUUAUAUAUAAAGAGCCUUCAUGAAUGCCUGUUUACACUCUGCCAUCAAGAUCCAGCAUGAGGAAGAACAUUCAUUUGAAAUAUAAAUAUGUCUUUUAGUUUACAAAUAGCCAUAGGUUUGAAUAUCAGACUAAUCUUUCAUACAUGUUUACCCAACACCCACUUUCAGCAAUUAAACGCCCUGGUGCUUGUCUUUCUAGGACUCUACUAAUCUGGUUUGAUUUAUUUGCCUAGUCUGAUUUGUGGAAAACACAUCUUUGUCUGCCAGCCCCUCUAAACCCUAAAGAUUUACAGGCUUUAAGAAAAGAGCCAAAUUUUAUGAUUGUUCACACAGCCCAUAAAUUCAAAUGAAUCUGGAGAACACCUGAAUUAUUCUGGUUUUGUCUUGGAUUAUUUGACCGACCACCCAUCUGUGUUAUAUGUCAUACAGUAUAACACUGAGUGACAGUUCGAAGAGAAGUUCUGGAAGAACAUCGGCCUUGAUGAGCUUUUAUUAGUCCAUGUGUGUGUGUGUAAGUGCGAUCUGAUCCUCGUGAUCGUCGGAGGAAGCACAGCUGGUAGUUACAAAGUGAAAGAAAACUAAGCCAGGAGGCUCACAUCACUUUUCUCUCUCCUUCUCACUCUCCUCCUGCUCAUUUCUCUCAGCGCCUCGGAUGCUCUUUAACAUAUAACAGCACACACGCACACACA